Molecule: messenger RNA, 902 nt
Organism: Abrus precatorius (Indian licorice)
Lineage: Eukaryota; Viridiplantae; Streptophyta; Magnoliopsida; Fabales; Fabaceae
Product: ATP-dependent Clp protease ATP-binding subunit CLPT2, chloroplastic
Exons: 5
Coding region: 35-736 (233 amino acids)
Source: RefSeq, a predicted model, not a curated record
UAUCCAAUUCCAGAGUCUCGCAUUUCGUUGGGAAAUGGCUGCCACGCAAUACCGUUGCCCCGCGAGUCUGAUACUGCGGUCCGACACUAGCGUUCGUUUGGGUCAGACUUUGACGCUGAAGAACCCUGAAAGUUCAUGGCUCGGAAUCAAAGUUAGAGUUGGGUCGUGUAGUCUCAGUCUGAGAUCACACGUGUCUGUUUGGAAGCGCCGUCCCCUCUCUGCUACUGUUUCCUUCAGCCUUCCUACUGCAAAGCCGGAGCGUGCUUCUCCUGUCCAGGAAAUUCCCAAAUGGUCUUCCAAGGCUAUAAAAUCGUUUGCUAUGUCUGAAUUGGAGGCAAGAAAACUCAAGUAUCCCACUACUGGCACUGAAGCCCUUCUCAUGGGGAUUCUUAUAGAGGGUACUAAUCUAGCUGCUAUGUUUUUGCGAGCCAAUGGAAUUACACUUUUCAAGGUGCGAGAUGAAGCUGUUAAGUUACUUGGAAAAGGUGAUUUGUUUUUCUUCAGCCCAGAGCAUCCUCCACUGACCGAUGAAGCUCAGAGGGCCCUUGAUUGGGCUGUUGAUCAAAAAUUAAAAUCUGGUGAUGGCGGGGAAAUUACUACAGGACACCUGCUUCUUGGCAUUUGGUCUGAAGUGGAUUCUCCUGGUCACAAGAUUCUGUCCUCCCUUGGCUUUAAUGAUGAAAAGGCUAAAGAGCUAGAGUCCACAAUUUCUAAACCUGGUUGUACGGAUGAAUGAUUUUUUCUAUAAGAUGUAUGAGCAAGAGUUUUGCUUUGAGUGCAUAUUGAUUAUUUGAUGCAAUUGUUUGUACAAUAGAUAGAUCAACAGGCGGUUAUGUUCUGCUUAUUGAUUUGGAAUGCAGAAAUCUUAUUAUCAAAUGUGAAGUGCCCUUCCCCCUCCCUCU